This is a messenger RNA of Salvia splendens (bonfire salvia), 1546 nucleotides long. Its product is annotated as double-stranded RNA-binding protein 1. The record is from RefSeq and is a predicted model, not a curated record. The transcript is spliced from 6 exons. Bases 62 to 1411 code for a protein of 449 amino acids. Lineage: Eukaryota; Viridiplantae; Streptophyta; Magnoliopsida; Lamiales; Lamiaceae.
AUCUACUCCAUUUUAAUCCACUAAAAUACCACACACUCGAAAAACCCUUAAUUCAUCCCCGAUGUACAAAACCAAAUUGCAGGAGUUAUGUCAGCGGCGAAGCUGGGACUUGCCGGACUACGCCACCGCCAAAGACGGCCCCGAUCAUAUGCCGCGCUUCACCGCUACCGUUACUGUUCAAGGCCAGCUAUUCCACACGCCGGAUCACUGCAAGUCCUCUAAAGACGCUCAGAACACCGCUGCCCGCGUUGCUUUUGAUCGCCUCACCUCCUCCGAUCCGCUUCCCACCCCUCCCAAUGUACCUCCACAUUCUCAAAUGCAGCCCCUUUCUGUUACUGCAGUUCCUCCUCCCCUGCCUCUAUCGCCGCUCCCCUCCUCCCUUCCAAACCCUACUCCUGGACUUUUGGCAACAAAAUGUUAUGCCAAUACGAAACCUGCAGAGGACUUAUUGCAGGAGAAUUGUGAUAAUACAUCACAAUGUCCCAUGGAUUAUAAGGCCGCGAUGGGUUCCGAAAAUAAAGAUACAUUGCACAUGUACAAGAACCUGUUGCAGCGAUAUGCUCAAAAGGAAUGUAUUGGAUUGCCUGUAUACACUUCUGAAGCUGAAGGACCCCCUCAUGCUCGGCGUUUUAAGUCAAAGGUCUCCAUUAAUGGAAAAUCAUAUGAACCAGCAGAGUUUUUCCCCACAUUAAAGGAAGCUGAACAAACUGCUGCAAAAAUUGCUUGUCUAGCAUUAUCAUUGAAUGUUAUUCAAGAGGAUAAGGGCUCCUACAAAAAUCUUCUACAGGAAUUAGCCCAGAAAAAAGGUCUCAUGUGGCCAUCAUAUGAGACAGUCAGUUCGGGGUCGUCUCCCAAGCAGAUAUUUGUUUCUACUGUGGAGGUAGGAUCUGAGAGUUUUCAAGGGUUGGAGGCUAAAACCAGAAAGCAGGCAGAGAUGAAUGCGGCUGAGGUUGCUUACUCUGCACUUACGAAAGGAAGCCCACCCACGAAUUCAAUAAAGGUAUCUUCUGUGAACAAUUGCCCAUCUGCUGAUAUCUUGAAUAUCCAGCCCACUGCAACAACUGAAAAGCGUCAGAACAUCCAGCACACUGCAACAACUGAAAAGCAUCAAGUUGCAAUAGAUGAAGAUGGUCCACAGAAUGCAAAACGAGCCAAGUCUUCGCCUGGAAACGUGGAUGUGAAUGCUCAUCUUCAUGCUAACCCUCCAUCUGAUGAUUCAAAGUUGGAUAGCUCAACGUCUGCUGCGCCUGCUCCUGAGCAAACAACUGAGAACCAGUUGAGGCGGACGACAACUUAUGUUCACCCAAGGAAAUCAAAUCGGGCAAUACCUAAAAAUGCCACUGUGUUGCCAUGUAGCAAUGAGAAGUGGGUGGCUUACAGAGUCGAAGUAGACCAAAAACCAACUAGCUAAGUAAUGUUAACUUGGUUUAGGUGAUGCAAGAUUUGGGUUCUGAGUAGCAGACCAUUUAGUUGUAUGGAAUGUUCACUGUUUGGCUAAACCUAAAUGAGUCGUUGAACUAACAAAUUACUACUACUUGGUGAAGAA